AAAAUGUGGAUUCUCUCCUUGUGUGUAGUAUGAAAUGCUUCAUGUCACACCACCAAUGGGCCCACCAGAUGUCCUCAAGACCAGUCCUGUGGCUGAUGCUGCUGGUUGGGUGGAUGUGGAUAAAGAAACUCUGCAACACAAGAGGUACCCAAAUGUGUUUGGGAUUGGGGACUGCACCAACCUUCCUACGUCAAAGACCGCUGCUGCAAUAGCUGCCCAGUCAGGAAUACUUGAUAGAACAAUUUCUCUGAUUAUGAAGAAUCAAACACCAACAAAGAAGUAUGAUGGCUACACAUCAUGUCCACUGGUGACCGGCUACAACCGUGUGAUUCUUGCCGAGUUUGACUACAAAGCGGUGCCGCUAGAAACCUUCCCCUUUGAUCAAAGCAAAGAGCGCCUUUCCAUGUAUGUCAUGAAAGCUGAUCUGAUGCCUUUCCUGUAUUGGAAUAUGAUGCUAAGGGGUUACUGGGGAGGACCAGCAAUUCUGCGCAAGUUGUUUCAUCUGGGUAUGAGUUGAGGAUGGCUCAGCACUUGCUCAUUUGGAUGGCUUCUGGGCCAAAACUGCAGUCACUGAAUGACCAAGAGCAGCACGAAGGACUUGGAACCUAUCCUUGUAAAGAGUUUCUUGAUGGAUAAUGGUGACCACAUGCCUCCCUUUUCAGUACCUUUGAACAGCAACCAUGUGGGCUGCUUAUGAUGGGCUUGAUUCUUUGGGAAUAAUAAAACAAAAUAAUGCUUUUAUUUUCUGAAUAACGGUUUGUCACUGA
Molecule: messenger RNA, 767 nt
Organism: Piliocolobus tephrosceles (Ugandan red Colobus)
Lineage: Eukaryota; Metazoa; Chordata; Mammalia; Primates; Cercopithecidae
Product: sulfide:quinone oxidoreductase, mitochondrial
Exons: 4
Coding region: 35-517 (160 amino acids)
Cellular component (GO): mitochondrion
Molecular function (GO): FAD binding; sulfide:quinone oxidoreductase activity
Source: RefSeq, a predicted model, not a curated record